CCACCACGCGCACCAGUGCACGCGACGCCUACAACUUCAACUAAACACUGAUGAACUCCCAGGGCGGUAGCAUACGCUGGUCAUAUUUUCACUCUGCGCUUCAACUCGCCGUUCGGCGCUCAGCGAGAAAGUGGACAUACGAAGAUUUUGCAGAAUGUUUCCCGACGUAUACCAAGGAAGAUAAGGACGGCUCCACCGCAAUUUUCAAUCAAAUAUCGGACUACAUUGAGUCUCAGUCGUUCCGAGAUCUAGACAAACUAUUUCGAAGUUUCAAUGUCCAGAAGAAUAUCGACAUUCUACAUCGAGUCAUUAACGAGGCUAAGGAGCGAAAGGCUGCAGGAAUACAGCGCAACGAUGAAUGGAAAGAAGACCUCGAACCUCGAGCAGCUAUCGCUGCCAGAACAAUUCCUAAAUUACAGGAGGAGAACACUCGACUGCGAGAAAUUCUCUCUCAGAUUGAACAAGAAAAUAAUGCCUUGAGUGCUCGGUUACAGGACACAGCAAAACGAACCGAUGAAAAUGAUGAGCAAACACUGAGGUUGCUUAAGAAACUGGAUGAUGUUUUGGAAGAAUGGAAAAUAUUGCCAUCGGAGGAACUAGAAACGUGGACGAGACAAACUAUGGAGUCCACCAAGCCCUUUAUGCGUUCAUAGCGAGGCGUUCAUGCUCUGGAGUGUAUUCCAUCUCCUACCUAUAAUACAUCAGGACGACCGAACCACCGCUGCCACUUCCGUCUCCUCUGAGUCCUCCUCAUAUGCCAUGUUUAGGCCUGGAUAAGUUCAGGAACAGUCCUUCAGUAUAUCUCGUCGUACAGACUCAGCCGAUGGGAGGAGGAAAAGGAUCCUCCCUCAAGUACCGUGCUGGGCGACGAGUUUGCUCACUGUUUUGC
This is a messenger RNA of Desarmillaria tabescens, 889 nucleotides long. RefSeq lists its product as uncharacterized. Gene Ontology annotation, biological process: chromosome segregation. Gene Ontology annotation, cellular component: MIS12/MIND type complex. Lineage: Eukaryota; Fungi; Basidiomycota; Agaricomycetes; Agaricales; Physalacriaceae. The record is from RefSeq and is a predicted model, not a curated record. The transcript has 6 exons. The coding region runs from base 51 to 653 and encodes 200 amino acids.